Molecule: messenger RNA, 1374 nt
Organism: Porites evermanni
Lineage: Eukaryota; Metazoa; Cnidaria; Anthozoa; Scleractinia; Poritidae
Source: the annotation of a GenBank genome assembly
AUGAUAUUAAAUCCUUUUACGGUUAACACAGCAAUUCACCUGAACAUCGAAAUCAUUUCUUCGGAGUUAUUGGUGAUUUGUUCAUCUUUAUGGAUUGGAGUGAAGCUCACUAUAUUUUUUAAGAGAAGUUUCCGGUGGAGAGAACACUGUUUUCCCCGUUUAAGUUUGGAUAGCACGAAUCUUAUUCUCAUAAUCGCUGCGCAUUUUUUGCUGCCGGAAGUUUGGUUAUUGCAGAUGAUAACAGCAGUGAUAGCUAUGGUCUCGGCUAUCACGGACAUGGAUUUGAUGAUGACUAAUCUAGGGGAAUUGGUCAAGUCAAAGGUGCUUGGUGCCUGCAUAAUUGUAUCCUGGGAGAGUGAACGCGGUUCAUAUAUUUUGCCCUUAUCUUCCGUGUUUUUUGCGCUAACUCAGUUCCUGCGAUGGCCAAGGCGCCUGAAAGAUUUCCUCAGUGAAGUGCGAAUCGUCUGUGGCCCUGCCUUUCCCCUUUCCGUCUUCGCAACAUGGUUGAAACGGAGUGAACCCUCUGGCUUGUCGUUCUGGGUUCUUCUCGUUGCUGUACCCUGUUCCUCGGUAGCCGCCAUCUUUUUUCGCCCCGACAACUCUGAAGUUUUGGACUUGUUUCAUCUGCCAGUCCCCAGCCAGAGAAACAGGAAAGUUUGUCAUGCAAUAUUGAUGAUUUUCAGUCUCCUCUGUAUGACAGUACAUAUUUCAUUGUAUCAAACUUUUCCUUGCAUGAACUUUCAACGUGUUUGUAUAGUGGUGGUCACGCUGUGCGUGUGUUUCUUUCUUUUCGCCACUGACACCGCGCGUAUCAUUGCAUCGGCCGUGUUUUCGGGCAGCCGUGACCGUGACUGACAAUAACGAUAACUUUACAAUUGAUGGAAGAAGUCAGGGAAAUUGGUUGGAAGAGAGAGAUAUACAUUGUUAUCUUAGUAUAAUAGUAAACUGGGAAAAUACGUACUGCCUAUCAUCUCUGUGUACAAGAGAGUCAAAGCUUAGAGCGUUCCAAUUUAAAUUCCUUCACAGAAAAAUAGCCACAAAUGACUUUCUGUACAAAAUAGGUAUCAAACAAACAGAUUCCUGCUCCUUUUGCGAGGAACAAAAGGAAACCCUCGUUCAUCUAUUCUGGACUUGCAAAUACACUCCGAACUUCUGGAAGAGCAUGUUGUAGUGGAUCUCUCAAAAUUUCAAAGAUUUAGAAAAUGUCUCUCCCUCAUUGUCUCUCUGUUUCGGUCUCAUUGACGACGUAAGAGACCUUCUCUUUCAACACCUACUCCUUAUAGCUAGACAUUACAUAUACACCUGCAGACUUGGGAACAAGCUUCCUAAGCUGCAGGUGUAUAUACAGGUACUUAUGAACUCGAUAGAAAUUGA